Molecule: messenger RNA, 5833 nt
Organism: Ceratitis capitata (Mediterranean fruit fly)
Lineage: Eukaryota; Metazoa; Arthropoda; Insecta; Diptera; Tephritidae
Exons: 7
Coding region: 971-5119 (1382 amino acids)
Cellular component (GO): cytoplasm
Molecular function (GO): protein-folding chaperone binding; ATPase inhibitor activity
Source: RefSeq, a predicted model, not a curated record
CAUAUAUUUCGUUUGCUGACGUCCGAGUUUCUAAUACAGAUCGUUUUGAAUCGUUUAUUGCGAUUUUUUGUUUACUUGUUGCUCUGUUUGGAUGUUGAGCACCAUCUCAGUACGCCGGUGAGAGCCAAGCAAGAGCAAAUUUUAAAAAUAAAACACGAUAUCUUGAGUAUGUGCUUGUCGGUGAAACAAGACAACCAAAACUACCGUCGAUAACCAGCUAUUGGGGCAAAAAUCUCCAGUCAACCACAACACGAGAGUGCGUUCAGGUGGCUCAUUUCGUAUUUUGCGCUACGUUUCACAACUACCCGCAAUUCCUUCGCGAAAAUUAUAAAUUUCUCUUUUAAGCAUAUAAAUAAAUAUAAAAGAAUUCAUACUGACACCUUGAACUUUAAAACAAUUCAAUAAAAUAUUGUAUAAAAUAUGUGAUAUUGUAAACUAAGCGUUUAAAGUGUGAUUGAAUGUUUUUGUUAAAAAAGAAAAUAUAUCGCGUAUUGGAGUUGUGAGGGUAACAAGGAAUCUGAAGAUUCUCACGCGUGCUAGUUUUACUAUUGAUAGAAGUGAACGUGACUUCUUACGUCUUUCUGUCUUAAAAUAACACUUCGUUUUCAUUCUUUCUACUUAUGUAUGUGUAUAAAUAGAAUAAAUUGAAUAUGUGUGUCGGCUUAUAUAAAUGGGCAUAUUUACUUAUACAGUGCUAAUGAUAUUGCUACGCCAAUCUAAUUGUGAACUUACCGCCAAAUUGAAAAAAGUAGUUAAAGUAUAACAUAGAAUAUAAUCUACCCAACUGUACUUGACUUUUUUUUAAAUCAUGCCAAUGGCCAAUAAUUAAUUUGUUAUCAAUGGUGUUUACAUUCGUGGAAGCAAUGUGUGAAUAAUUUUUCAACUGCAUAACUACACGAAUUCUUAAUAAAGAAAGUAAAAGCUAACUGCAUUUUAUAUCGAACUACAUAUUCCGACUGAGCCUCUGCGAAUGCGUUCCAUUAUUUUAUGCAAAAACCAAUUCCCUUUUGAUGGCCGACAAGUGCGAGUUUUGCUUUAUCGGGAAUGCGACAAAACUGGCCGGAAAUUGCUGUUUGAUUCCAAUGCCUUGCAAAAAGUGCCAUUAAAAGAAACAAAUGGCAAUAAUAGCAAAGCGGGGACCGAUCGCUACACGCGCCUCAGUGAAUACACAACGAACAAUCGUAACAGGAAUGGAAACACAACAAGCAAAUCUCAAGCCUACAAAACACAUUCCAGCAAUAGUUUUAUCGAAGUUUGCGAGGAAUAUGGCUAUAAGCACGUACAACCAAAUUCUGCAGAAUUCACAACAGUUGGGGAAAUGGUGUUUGGGGCGUCGGCCAUGUCAUUCCGCGGUACAGCAUUCAAAGUGCAUUGGUUACAGCUGCCUCCACGCUUACUAUGUUCGCAAGUUUUUCUCACACCUGUACAUGCUGGUAAUGGCCAUUCACCUUAUUCCACUAUUUCUACGAACAGUUUAGCCACUCCACGUACUUCAAUCUCCAGCGAACAUGGCUCCAUCGAUAGCUUUUCGAUGGGUUCGUUUUCGAUGCUCGGCUAUCCAAUGAGUGUUGGAAGGCAUUUAAGUUUGACUCCAAGCGAUCGCAGCAGCUUUAUGACCACUCCUCUUGAUGUACCAGAUCAACAAUCGGUAUCCGAUGGGGGGAGAACUGACAGCGGGCCUCAGUUUUCCUCCACAUAUAGCACUGGAAUCGAUUCAGGCUACGAUGGUAUGAGUCGCAGUCAAAUGUCCAGCGAUCAAUGGUCUGCAUCAUAUCAAUAUUCCACUCGUAGCAGUUUUGGCUCCCUAUCGUCAGAACAAAUAGAUGCAUUGCAAAAAUAUAAUAUUGAAUCAGUGUAUUUUUCCCAUAUGACAUCCGUAGACGAUAAUGCCGGCGAUGGAACACUUCAGCGACGCAUAUCACGAAAUCUGCGUACUUCGUUCGAGAAUGAGCAUUCGGUGAACGACUUAAUCGGUUUCAUCAGUGACAAUUAUCCUGCUGCAGGUACGGCGAAUUGUGGGGGGAGCGAAGGCGGUAAUAUGGGUGUUCCAAACUACAGGAGAGCGAGUUAUAGUGCAAAUGAAUCACGUAGUAACCCGGAAAUCGGACGACGGCGUGAUACGUUGAGUAGUGGAAGCAGUAAAUCAAUACAUCGGCGCGCCAAGCUAGGUUUAGCUGUGUGCAUAACAAUGAGCGAAUCAUUUGAAGAGGAGAUGGAAUUAUUUUGCAGCGAACAUAUCGCACUGUUGGAAUCUAUGCUAGGUCGUUUGCGUGCAUGCACAGAACGGGCGUACAUUAAUCAUAAAGAAUUUUAUCAGAUAAUGUUCCAAGCUUGGCUGGAGACGCAACAAUGGUUCAACGACCUAUUCACUGCACCCCGCAUUAAAUGUCCUAUUUGGCUGAGCAUUACCACAAGCGGAAACAAGUACUCCAAAAGCGUUGCAGAGAAAUUCAUGAAAGAGUUAUGUUGGCUGCUCUCAUUGGCCGAUACUAAAGAUACAAAUUUUUUCAUCAGCACAAUGCUAACAGCCAUUCUAACACACCAUCUUGGCUGGGUUUCCACAAUCGCUGCAUUUAAUUCGAGAACUUCGCUCAUUGAAUCAUCAACGGCAGCGAUCGAGCAACGCGCUAAGCUCCUACAAGUAUCGCAAAAACAUCCGUAUAAUGCUCUGUGGGCACAAAUGGGUGAUCUAUAUGGCGCUAUCGGACUGCCACCACGAUUGGCAAGAACUAUAGUUUAUGGUACAGAAAAAUUAGCUGUAGAACGGCUUCUCAAUAUACUCACAUACUUUAUACGUUGCGGAGAAGUGCGACGCUCCGCAAAACGUGAAGAUUUUAAUAAAGAUACAAUAAACUCACUUAUUCAGCAGCGAAAAAACGAAGUGUUGAAAAAGUCUAACAGCAGUUCAUAUCAACGGGGGCAUAGUUUGAAGAAAGCCCCUUUGGCUGACGGCGGGUCAAGCGAAUGUAUUGGGUUAAGUGGAAUGAAGCGAACCCAAACGUGCAAAUUAAAUUUAAACACUAUAGCAGACAAUGGGGAGAUGUCCGACGAUAUGGCGGGAGAAGAAGAAAAAACUAGCGAUGAAGAGAUCGAUGGUGCUCAGGUUGUUCGUACAUUGAAAAAAAACGAAAUUCCAAAUGUUUUGGCAUUCAGAGAUUCCCGCUUUGUGCAACAAGAGUUGCGUAUUGGUAACUAUCUUAUGGAUACAGGCAUUGAAAAGAAAUCGUUGUUGCAAUUUGCAAAAUCGAAUGUCAUCAAUAACAAACAAUUGGUUGAGAAAGAAGGAAAAAUUCGUGUUUUAAUCACCUCACCUGACAAUGAAGAGGUGUGUAUAGAAGAUGAAAAUUCUCUGGGUGGUGGUAGUACAAGUGACGAAGGUGCUCUAGAAGCUAUAGAGAUUGACACUGGCAUUGAUAGCAACGUUCCAUAUUCCGAUGGUGGAAUUAUAAAUACUGGUAAGAGACAUUUCUUUUGGCAAGUUGUAAAAGAAGGUCUUAGUUUAAGUCAGUUACAACAUAAUUUGAGCGAGAGUAAUCAACUUAAGCGCCAAGAGGAGUUAGACGAUUCCUUGGCCACUCUAUCUCUCUCCGAUCUCAUUACUCAAAACAGUAUGGGGAAGAGUGAUCGAAUGACAUGGGGCAUAGAGCCACGUCGUGAAAAUGUCUGUUUAGAGGAAGAAAUUCAUUUUGACAAUUGUCAGAAGAAACGUGAUAAUAUGGGCGGUAGCUGUAUCGGGGGGGUAGUAUUUAUGUUAGGCGAAAAUGAGCCACUCGUCAAUAUUAAGAAAAGCAAUGAAGAUCUCAUCACAGCGAUUGACAAAGAGGAGACGAAAGUAGAAGAUACUGGUAGCAGUGAUGGCAACACAUCACAACAGCUUUGUCCGCUACAUCAACGCACUCACGGACCAACAUCGAAACGUCACUCCGGCGUUAAAUUCAACUUUGAACAAUUUCCGCAAAUUGCCACUAACUACAUGAAAAGCAAAAAUUUGGUGUUAUCCAACUAUGAUUUGUUAAUGGACAAGAGCGCCAAAUUUGACACACAGAGCGCUGGUAUAACUUUAGAGAGUUUAACUUCAGAUUCAUCAGCAUCGGCUUCGACAGCUACCGUUAGUACCACAAUUAAUUCUACGGAAUGUAUGGUAUGCAAUAGUAUUCUCAACUCCUAUCAAACUCCAUCUAAUGCCACUGAAUUGGAAUUUGAAACAGAUGAGAUACGUUCUCCGCAUUCUCAGCAAGCUGUAAAUAAAAUGGUGAAAAGCCCAGCUGCACAUAUUGCUUCCAAUAGUACACGAACGUUACAAUCUGUCAGCUCCGGUGCUUCAAUCGAUACAUUAAAAUCUGCAUCGGCAGGUAAUUUUGUUGAAUGUGAGCCAACAUCUUCUCCAUCUUGUCGGCAAAAAACAUAUAACACGAACACGCGAAAAGUGUCUUCGCAUCGGGGUUCCAUCUCAUCAGUUGCGGCUAAAUGUGCUGCUGUUAACGAAGCAAUACAUUUAGUGAAACUACCGGUUCCCGCUAUAAGAGAAAUACCUCAAGAGGACGAUCCAGGAUCUGGAGACGGUAUGAAGUUGAGAGCCGGUUUCGUACCGUCACUUUUUCUAAAUGUCAGCGAUCAUUAUGUAUCUGAUAUGGUUCUGCAGGGUACUUGUGCUUCUCCUGAUAAAUGGCAUAUGUCGCUGCGCGAGGAUUUGGCGUUAUCAGCUCGAGCUGCGUCUCUAAUAUCGUUACCAGCUGAAAAUGUGGCAAUUGUAGCAAAUAUGGAAAAAUGGGAUGUUCGGUUAAUUUCAUCACAACUUCAACACUUUCCAUACGCAGGCGAUCAAAGUACUCCAGUCGGAAUGUCACAAUUGGUUUCUAGUAUGCUGGAAACAGUGCAUGCUAUGAAUAGUGCUGGUAUUUCUGCCUACGAGUGUUUGGCUUACAUCGAAUCGAAAAUGCAAGAAAUUUUUCUGCAGUCUGAAUCUUUAGCCGCCUUUUUGCUCGAAACAGAGUUUUGUCAAUUAAGUACCGUAACUACAGCUCUCAAUCUCAGUGAAAAUGACGUUCCGCUACUACUAUCAAUCGCGUCUAUUCAUACUCCUCAAAUAGCUAAAAAAUGUGGUAUUAGCUUUAGAUGACAAGCUAUUAUUUAACAGUGUUUCUAAGGUAAAAUAAUGCAUUACUCGAGUGCAUUGCUGAAUCACUUUCUUCUCUAUCAAACCACUCACACGUAAAUACUCUAGCGAAUUAUGAUAUAUUCUUUAUAUUCAUUAUCGUUUUAGUUUCUUAAAAAUAAGUAAAACGUUUAACAGAUUAGGUCACUGGUCUGAUCUUGUGAUAUGUACAACUGUAACAGCUAUAAAUUAGUCAAGUAGGCAAUAACUAACAUACAUAUAGCAAUAUUAUUUACAACUAGAUACAAUGAAAUUUUGAUAAUAACCAAUAAUUUGCUAAUUAGUACCAGAAAUUCUUUUCGUCAAAGAAGUACGAUUUGCCUAAAUUAAUAACGAAAUAAAUUGUAUGUUAAGAAUUUAAAUUAUUGUUGCCGGUAAUGAUUAUUAUAUUAGAAUUAUAAUUAUUCAGUAAAUUGAAUUGUUGUAAAGAUCCACAUUGCUGGCCCGAUAGAUAUUGUGAUUAGAUCAGCCCCAACAGGUGUAUUUACAUGUAAAAUUGUAUUUAAGAUUAAUUUGUCAUUUGAAUUUAUUUAAAAUAAGAUUAGCGUAUAUAUUAAAUUUAAUAUACUUCAUAGAUUCUUAAUUAUUAUAAGUGCGAAUAUGAAUUUAGUAUGCGGAAAUAAGUAUGUACAAUAUAUAAAUUGUCAUUAAGGUACGAAUAUUUAUAUUUAAUAUGUA